Molecule: messenger RNA, 1985 nt
Organism: Botrytis cinerea B05.10
Lineage: Eukaryota; Fungi; Ascomycota; Leotiomycetes; Helotiales; Sclerotiniaceae
Gene: Bcehd3
Product: Bcehd3
Exons: 2
Coding region: 82-1659 (525 amino acids)
Biological process (GO): L-valine catabolic process
Cellular component (GO): mitochondrion
Molecular function (GO): 3-hydroxyisobutyryl-CoA hydrolase activity
Source: RefSeq, a predicted model, not a curated record
GAUGAGACUUUACUUCCGAGGUUCUGAGAACUUUGUCUUUCUCCGCAAUCCCUUAAAGUCCAGUGUAUCCCCCUUUUCUUGAUGUUCGGAACAUAUUUGGGCGGUAGAGCUGGAGCGGCAGUUCGCUCUUGUGGCUCGAGAUUUCCAACUAUGCCUUUGAGAGCUAAGAUUAUCAAUCCUGCAUUCGCGGGGAGAGCACAGAUGGCGACGGCCUCAGAUACCCCUUCAUACGCCCAAGCAGAAGUCAUUAAGGAGCUGGAAAGUGACGAGAAGGAAGAUGUUCUAUUCAAUUCUUUAUAUGGCGUGAGGACGAUCGAGCUCAACAGACCCCAAAAGUUACAUUCCCUCAAUGGAUCGAUGAUUCGAAAAAUCGUGCCGAGAUUACAAGAAUGGUCAAAAUCAGACAUGGCGAAUGUGAUCAUUAUUAAAGGAUCUGGACCCAAGGCUUUCUGCGCUGGUGGAGAUGUAGCAGCGCUCGCUGAGGACAAUAAAAAAGGCGAAGAAGGACAAGCUCGAUCAACAGAUUACUUUGCUCUCGAAUAUAAACUCGAUCACCUUAUUGCAACUUAUCAGAAACCCUAUGUUGCUUUUAUGGACGGUAUUACCAUGGGUGGUGGAGUUGGAUUAAGUAUACACGCACCAUUUCGAAUAGCCACUGAAAGGACGCUGUUCGCUAUGCCUGAAACUACAAUUGGAUUCUUCCCCGAUGUUGGAGCUUCAUUUUUCCUACCCAAGAUGUCGGGAUCUGUUGGAACAUACCUUGCCUUGACUAGUGAUCGGCUGAAGGGCGUCAAUGCAUUUUAUUCUGGAAUCGCAACACAUUACAUUCAUUCGACUUCUUUGCCGGCUUUGGAGAAACGUUUGGCGGAAUUACGAUUCAAGGAUUUCGAAACUUUGGCGCAGCGAGCACAAUUGAUUAAUAGCACUAUUGAGGAAUACUGCACUGGACUGCCUCAUGACGAACCAAUGCUUAUCAGUGGCGAAUUGCGAAAGGCUAUCGAUCGUAACUUCAGUAAAGCAAGCGUCCCUGAAAUCAUUACCGGUUUAAAGGCCGAGAUUGAAGUUUUGAAGGCUGGAGCGGAGGAAACCGGGUUGGAAAACCCACUCCAGGCAUGGCUUGAAAAGACUCUUGCUACCUUGCACCAGAGAUCACCUACGAGUGUUCAUGUAGCACUACGUCAAAUGCGCAUCGGAAAAGAUUGGUCAAUUACCGAGACUUUCCAGAGAGAAUACCAAAUGGCUGCUAAAUUUAUGCGUCAUCCGGAUUUCACGGAAGGCAUAGAUUCAUUACUCAUUCGCAAAGAUAAGAAUCCUCAGUGGAAACCCAAAACUUUGGAAGAUAUCAGCCCAGAGGACAAAAUUGCGGACCCAUUCUUUGCAGUUGAAGGAUCACAAAGGAUAAAACUACUCAGCGACCGGGAUUAUUAUGAGUAUCCAUUUCAAUUUGGAGUUCCAAGAGAAAGUGAAGUUGAGAAGGUUGUGAGGCAGGGUGGAAAGUCAGCGUUCCAAGUUGUCAAUCACUUCCUUCAGGCAACGGAAGGGAAGCAGGGCGUGAAGGAAGUGGUAACGGAGAUUAUUGAAAGAAAGACUACGAAGAGCGGGCUAGGAUAUCUUGAAUGGGAACAAGAUAAAAUCUCAAGUCCUAAGUCGUCAGAGUGAGGGCUUUUGUUAAGCCAUGUACAUGUUUCUAAUGUAUGAUAAGGGUAUUUGUGAAAUGGUAGGGGGGAUACAAGGCAUUGCCAAACACAAGAUCACUUUAUGUUGUCGAUAACUUAUUAGCGGUCGCAUAAAAAAAAGAAAUGCGAACAAAAUGUCAGAAUCAUAUUAGAGGAAAAUCAUCAUGUGAUGGUGGCCUAUCGGAUCAAAUAGGGGCUGAGUCAUUGAUUUCUCGAUUAGACGGGAGAUCAAAAGAUUCCUUCAUAGCCGAAAGUAUAUAAAGAUACGGAUAUCCCCCGCUGAUUUGAAGUUCGUAAUCCUGAAUCGAA